Messenger RNA from Jatropha curcas, 3482 nucleotides. Its product is annotated as tRNAse Z TRZ4, mitochondrial. Lineage: Eukaryota; Viridiplantae; Streptophyta; Magnoliopsida; Malpighiales; Euphorbiaceae. The record is from RefSeq and is a predicted model, not a curated record. Gene Ontology annotation, molecular function: 3'-tRNA processing endoribonuclease activity. Gene Ontology annotation, cellular component: mitochondrion. Gene Ontology annotation, biological process: mitochondrial tRNA 3'-end processing.
GGAAUGAAAACCGAACCAAGAAUCCCCCUUCUCCUCUCUCUCGCUUGACGUUUUGAUCGGUAAAUCGUAGCGACCAUCUCCUCCAUUUUUCGGCCGGUCACCGGCCAUAAACCAGCGUCGAAAGCCACAAAAUUGAUCUCUCGGUCUUCUCUCAUCACUUGAACCCUUAUUCUUCCACUUCCAUGGCUUGAAAUUUCGAAUUAGAGAAAAAAAGGAUGAGACUGCAGAUUUGAACUCCAACCGGAAUCUCCAUCUCCGACGAGUCUUGAAGCUUUAGGUAUAGCAAGGAUAUUAAAGAGCAGAAAACACAGCAAGUAGGAAGAUCCACUUUAUGCAAUUGAAUUGCAAACCAAGAAAGAGGGGUCUUACUGCACUGACUACCUUCACUAAUUAAUGCUACAAACCUAUAGAAAAAGGUUUUAGGUGCUAAAAAGGUUUCAAAUAUUAUCUAUUUUGAUUCUCCUGCUGGUGUUGGCUUGUCAUACUGAAAAAGUUAAUAUGAAACUGGUGACCUAGCAAGCUGCAGACACACAUUCUUUUCUUCUUAAGGUUGUUGAUGAAGAGAAAAGGAGAUGAGUUAGAGCAGCUUGGGUUACUUCUAACAGUGGAACACACCAUUUUUUUCAGAUUGAGCUUGGGUUAACCAACCAAAGCCAUAUAAACACUUCCUCUGUUUCCCACAGAAUUUGGAUUUAAGCAUAAAUCCUGUGCUGCGUUGGCCUCCCCCUCCUCCUUCAAACAAGCUCUGUGGAGAACAAAUAAGCAACGAAUAAGCAGACAGAGGCCAGCCUCUCCAAAUGGUAGCAGGAACUAAAGCUUACGGGUGCAAUGAAGCAAGGGCUGCCAGAGGAAACAGUAGCAAUAAGCCCAAUAAGAAUUUUCAAUCGAAUUCUCAAUUGAAUGAUUCUAAUGUUCAUUCUACCAUUGCCUAUGUUCAGAUUUUGGGCACUGGAAUGGAUACUCAUGACACUUUGCCUUCAGUUUUGCUCUUCUUUGACAAGCAAAGAUUCAUUUUCAAUGCUGGAGAGGGGUUGCAAAGAUUUUGUGCAGAGCAUAAGAUUAAGCUAUCGAAGAUUGAUCACAUAUGCCUUUCUCGUGUUUGCUCGGAGACAACCGGUGGACUUCCAGGCCUUCUUCUAACUCUUGCUGGCAUGGGAGAAGGGAUGUCUGUCAACAUAUGGGGCCCUUCAAAUCUUGACUUAUUGAUUAAAGCAAUGAGGUCUUUCAUCCCUCACGCCGCCAUGGUUCAUACACACCUCAUAUCUCAUGCUGCUAUGGAUCAUUCAAAGAGUUUUGAACUAGCUUCCUAUUCUAGUGGUGCAGCUUCACAAAGUAUUAGCAGGUUAACAGAACCGAUCAUGCUUGUUGAAAAUAGGGUUGUCAAAAUAUCAGCAAUUCUCUUACAACCAAGUUGUUUGGAAAGAUCUGACAUUAAGCAUAGUGAUAUAUCUGUCAUAUAUGUUUGUGAAUUGCAUGAAGUUAUGGGCAAAUUUAACAAAGAAAAAGCUGAGGCUCUUGGUCUAAAAGUUAAGACAAAAUAUAGAGAAUUACAAAAUGGAAAUGCUGUUAAGUCAGAUUGUCUCGAUAUCAUGGUUCAUCCAAGUGAUGUAAUGGGUCCUUCUACUCCUGGUCCCAUUGUAUUUAUUGUAGAUUGCCCUACAAAUUCUCAUGUUGAAGAGCUACUGUCCGAACAAUCUCUUAAUGCUUAUUAUUCAGAUUCUAUGCAGUGCUUCCCAGAAAGUGCCAAGACUGUGAAUUGUAUCAUUCAUUUAACUCCUCCUUCAGUUGUCAACAGCGUUAAUUAUGAGAAAUGGAUGAAGAAAUUUGAUUCAGCCCAACAUAUUAUGGUUGGACAUGCAAUGAAUCAUGUGACAAUUCCAAUUCUAAAAUCUAGUGCGAGAAUGGCUACUCGACUUAAUUACUUGUGCCCCCAGUUCUUCCCAGCUUCUGCCUUUUGGUCUGUUGAGCAACAUAAUAAUGCACCACUAGGAUCCCUAACUUCUACUGAGGGUCUUCUCUCAAAACUUUGUGAAAGAAUAUCUGCUGAAAAUCUCUUGAAGUUCACUUUGCGCCCCAAUUGUCAUCUUGGGUUGGACAAAUCUAAUGUUCCAAGUCUUUUUGCUCCCCCUAAAGUCAUUGAUGAGUUACUUUCAGAGAUUCCAGAGAUUGCAGAUGUUGCCCAACAGGUAAGCAAAUUCUGGGACUCACCUGGAGAAAUGAAACAGGAUGAAACUGCAGUGCAAGAUGAUACAAUUGUAUUUGGAAAGUCUAUUUUGGAUGGAAAUAUUCUCCUUUGUUGUCUGGAAAACAUUCGAAGAGAUGACCUGGAGAUUGUUUUGCUGGGAACUGGUUCUUCCCAGCCUUCUAAAUAUAGGAAUGUAAGUUCCAUCUACAUUAAUCUUUUCUGUAAAGGAAGUUUGCUGUUGGAUUGUGGGGAAGGAACUCUUGCACAACUGAGAAGAAGAUAUGGCAUGGAGGGUGCUGAUAAUGCAGUGAGAAACUUAAGAUGCAUUUGGAUUUCCCAUAUCCAUGCAGAUCACCAUGCGGGUAUAGUAAGGAUACUUACUCUACGGCGUGAUCUGUUGAAGGGACUGCCCCAUGAGCAGUUGCUUGUUAUAGGGCCAAUGCAGCUCGAACUGUUUCUUAAUGCAUAUCAAAGACUUGAAUAUCUAGAUAUGCAGUUCCUUGAUUGCAGAAACACUACUAUUGCUUCAUGGAAUGAUUUUGAAGGAGACAUUGAAUCAAGUAGGAAUGGUUUCUUUUCAGAAAAUCCAAAAAAUGCCAAAGAUAUUAACAAUAAAAAUGCCAUGAGUUCAGUAAAUACUGCACUUGUUGGGGAGGGCAAACAAGGCUGUUCGAAGAGAAUGAAACUUAGUUUUCCAGUCCAAAGCGAAGCUUGUCCAUUACUCAAGAGGUUGAAAGAAGUUCUUUGGGAAGUAGGGCUGGAGAAACUGAUUAGUUUUCCUGUUGUGCACUGUCCUGAGGCAUUUGGUAUUGUACUGCAAGCAACAAAAAGACUAAACACUAUUGGAGAGGUAAUACCAGGGUGGAAGCUUGUGUACUCUGGUGACACUAGGCCGUGCCAGGAGGUGAUAGAAGCAUCUCAUGGAGCAACCAUUCUCAUACAUGAGGCAACUUUUGAGGAUAGCAUGGUGGAGGAAGCUAUCGCAAAAAACCACAGCACAACUAAGGAAGCCAUAGAAGUGGGAGAUUCUGCAGCUGCAUAUCGUGUCAUUCUUACCCAUUUCAGCCAAAGAUAUCCAAAAAUUCCUGCAUUGGAUGAGAUAAGCAUAAAGAAAACUUGUAUUGCUUUUGAUCUCAUGAGUAUAAACAUAGCUGAUUUGCCUGUGCUCCCUAAUAUUCUUCCAUUCUUAAAACUGCUCUUUAGAAAGGACAUGAUAACUGACAAAUAAGUUGCUUUUAUUUAUAUAUCUCCAUAAUUAGUGCUCAAUUAUUUCUUAUUAAAACUAAAUUUAGUGAUA